Ceutorhynchus assimilis (cabbage seed weevil) is the source of this 2480-nucleotide messenger RNA. NCBI's taxonomy places the organism in Eukaryota, Metazoa, Arthropoda, Insecta, Coleoptera, Curculionidae. The record is from the annotation of a GenBank genome assembly.
GCGAAGAGAACCUGAAACCAAAUCAUUCUGUUCGCGGUUGUAAUCGUACGGUCGUGGGUACUAUAGCGUAUGUGGUACCCUAUAUGGACGUUCAAUCAACAUUUGGCGUGGCGCAAUUGUUACCAAAAUAUUAUUGUGAAGUGGGUAUAUUGUGAUUUGGAUUUGUUGGACUAGAAUCUAGAAAGGAAAAGCUUUUGAUUAGAUUAGGAUUGAUUAUAAUAAAUUUGGAGAUAAGUAGCUAUCAAUUAUGCACUAUCAGCUUUUUCUCUUCAUCUGCACCAUAGCACUGGUGCGAAGUCUCCCGCAAGGUGCCCCUUCUUCAGUAUGCCAAACCAUGAUGCCGUUUCACGGCGGAGGUAUUCGGCCUCAGGGAGGCUUACCUCCUUACAAUGUAGUGCCAAGAAGGCAAGGAGGACAAGUCUUUGUAACCGUCACUUCAAGUUUAGGAAUACCAUUUCAAGGAUUUUUGUUACAAGGAAGAACACCCAAUGGGGAAAUUCUUGGACAAUUUGAUUCGUCUUCAGUGAACGAAGGACACCCAUUGGACUGUGGCGAAGCGGCCGAUUCCAUAACUCACAACUCACCAAACGACAAAAAUAGCAUCGAUGUUUUGUGGACGCCUCCUAAAGGAUACGAAGGACCUGUUAUCUUCAAUGCUACAAUAGCGCAAGCCUACGACACAUUCUGGGUAGGAGUCGAGUCCAAUCCAGUAGACAUAACAAAUCGAGGCGCCAACGAUCCCCAGUUCGCGUUCCCGACCCAAUCGAAUUCGCCUACGCCGCCCAACUACUCGCCGCCGGAAGUCAAGGAAAGUGCCGCCGAAUUCGAUCCGUUCUACCAAGGUUGUUCGUUUUCCAAAUUAUGUUUCGGUUCGCCCGCCAAUUGUAUCGAUUCGAAAAAUUGCAAAUCGGCAGUGGCUGUCAGCGUUGCGGGCGAUAAAUACGAUUUCGAACUGAAAGCUGAAAGUGGCGCAGCCUGGGUAGGAGUUGGUCUGUCAGAUGAUGACAGAAUGGGAGACGAUUCUGUUAUCGAAUGCGUUAAAAGAGGAAAUGGAAUUGCAGCUUUCAUGUCUUAUACUAAGGGGAAACCUAAUUAUGGAGCACCCAGAUUAUCUAACCCUCAAUUAGGAAUUCAGAUCCUCAAUGGUAGCAUUAUCGAUGGUACAAUAUAUUGUAGGGUGCGGAGAGACGCUCUUACAAACGUUAAUGGAACAAUAUUCGACUUACUUAGUCAGAAAUAUUAUUUAUUAAUUGCCUCUGGUUCUAAAGUUAGAGCAAACUCAGUCGCGUUCCAUGAUCUAUCAUAUUUAGCCAGUGCCGAAUCACAAGCUCUAUCCGACGUUUCCUCCUUAGCCCCAAAAUCAAAAUUACUCAUCAGACUGCACGGUUCUUUCAUGAUUGCUGCUUGGUUGGGCACGGCAUCUUUAGGUAUUCUACUGGCCAGGUAUUACAGACAAACUUGGGUUGGCAGCCAGGUGCUUGGAAAGGACGUAUGGUUUUCAUGGCACAGAACGUUUAUGGUACUCACGUGGGCCCUAACAAUGGCAGCUUUUGUACUAAUUUUCGUAGAACUAAAAGCGUGGUCCGGAGAAAACAAUCCGCACGCUAUUCUAGGACUUGUAACGACUAUACUGUGCUUCUUUCAACCAAUCGGUGCUUACUUUAGGCCUCAUCCUGGUACGGCCAAAAGGCCGCUUUUCAAUUGGUUGCAUUGGGGCCUAGGAAAUGCUGCACACAUCAUUGCCAUUGUGACAUUGUUUUUCGCUGUGAAACUUACCAAAGCUGAAUUGCCUGAAUUUGUAGACUGGAUAUUAGUAGCGUACGUUGUAGUACACGUUAUAAGCCAUUUAUUGUUAUCGAUUAUGAAUUGUGUAGCAGAGAAAUCCUCCGAAAGAAGAGUUUCUUCGUUUCCAAUGAAAGACCUAGGAGGUUCGGGUAAAAGUUCUGCCUAUGCGGACAGAAGUGCUGAUGCACCGUUCAGUACAUUUAGAAGAGCCUGGUUAGCGAUAUACAUUUUAAUAAUAUUAGCAAUUGUCGUUGCUCUGAUUGUGAUAACUGCUCUGGCACCUAUUGAGGAGUCGUGGUCGAAUUUUAAAUCGUCAGUGAUAAAUAAGAAUUAAAGAGUCAAAGAAAAAUGACAGUUUUACUCCAAAUUUUGAAUUGUAUAAAUGGAUUAUAUUUAAUAAUAAAUGUGACUGAUGUUUCGUGUAUUAAAUUAAUAAUAAUAAUUGUGUAUUUUCUAACUAGGUUUAUUGUUUUUGUGUGUAUGUAUAUGAAGAGGCAGUGUAAGAUGUGCAAAUGAUAAAAAUAGGUACCUACCUACUAAUUUUUUAUUAUAAGUACGUAGAGGCAUUUUUUAACAAUUCUUUUAUAUUUUGAUUAUUCUUGAUCAUACAGUUUUAUUUAAGUAUCUAUACUUGAAAAUGUCCCAAAUAUUUUUUGUCUUGUAAAUAAAAAUGGUAUAUGUAUUUACACACAUAA